UAUAUGUUGGCAUUCUAUAAGAUGCAUUUCACCAACACCAUCUCUCUUGUUUUUCUUGGUUUCGCAAUCUUGGCCCUUUACAGCUACCCCUCUCUUAUUCCUUCAAGAAAAAUGGCUGAAGAAAGUCCCAAGUCCAUCUAUGACUUCACUGUCAAGGAUAUCCGUGGAAACGAUACGAGUCUAAGUGAAUACAGUGGGAAGGUGCUCCUUAUUGUGAAUGUUGCUUCCAAAUGCGGCCUCACACAUUCAAACUACAAGGAAUUGAAUGUUUUGUAUGAAAAGUACAAAAACCAAGGGUUCGAGAUCUUGGCAUUUCCUUGCAACCAGUUUGCUGGACAAGAACCAGGAAGCAAUGAAGAGAUUCAGGACACUGUAUGCACAAUUUUCAAAGCUGAAUUCCCAAUCUUCGAUAAGAUUGAUGUGAAUGGGAAGAACACAGCACCAGUCUACAAGUUCUUAAAAUCAGAGAAAGGAGGGUAUUUUGGAGAUGCCAUCAAGUGGAACUUUACCAAAUUUUUGGUAAACAAAGAAGGAAAGGUUGUUGAGAGAUAUGCUCCUACCACAUCACCCCUUAAGAUUGAGAAAGACAUACAGAAUCUGCUGUGAUCUUCCUAUUGACCAAGGAAAUUGGCAUAUACUGGGAAUAUUGUUGAAGGACAUGAAAUGUGGAAUGUUAUGUGCUUGUGGACUUGAUUUCUGAAUAUGUAUUAUUGAUCAGCAUUGGAAAUAUUUAUUUUCAUAAUGGAUAAGAUGGACCUUGUACUUGGAUGAUUGCCUGGAAAAAAUAAAGAUGAUUUUAGUUCUCUCA
Molecule: messenger RNA, 808 nt
Organism: Populus euphratica (Euphrates poplar)
Lineage: Eukaryota; Viridiplantae; Streptophyta; Magnoliopsida; Malpighiales; Salicaceae
Product: probable glutathione peroxidase 2
Exons: 7
Coding region: 4-606 (200 amino acids)
Biological process (GO): response to oxidative stress
Cellular component (GO): cytosol
Molecular function (GO): peroxidase activity
Source: RefSeq, a predicted model, not a curated record